Molecule: messenger RNA, 6656 nt
Organism: Monomorium pharaonis (pharaoh ant)
Lineage: Eukaryota; Metazoa; Arthropoda; Insecta; Hymenoptera; Formicidae
Gene: Adcy2
Product: adenylate cyclase type 2
Exons: 19
Coding region: 759-3785 (1008 amino acids)
Biological process (GO): cAMP biosynthetic process; adenylate cyclase-activating G protein-coupled receptor signaling pathway; adenylate cyclase-inhibiting G protein-coupled receptor signaling pathway
Cellular component (GO): plasma membrane
Molecular function (GO): adenylate cyclase activity
Source: RefSeq, a predicted model, not a curated record
GGAAGCGUCUCGGCGAUCUCGCUGUGGGAAUUCAGCCACCAGUUGCAAGCUUUGCGGCUGCGAAAGCGGUUGGACGGAAAGUUUGUCGAAGGUCCUCUCGGAUCGGGAGGUCUGAAGGGAAAAGUAUCCCAUCUUAAAAAUAAUACGUCAACAAUAAAUUAAGUUUUCGUGUUUUGAAGCAGCGGUCUCUUUCAAUCUUUGAAUUAAUUCGCGCGAUUGACUUUUACAGUGAAACUGAAAGCUCAUUUCUAAUAAUACCAGCGAUAUAAUUUCUCACCUGUACGGCGAGUCACGUAAACGGGUUUUUUUGUGAUUUUUUCUCAUAAAAAAGAGAAAGAAAAAUUGGGGAUUAAAUCGAGAACGAGCGAAACAUUAAUAAUGAUGCCGUCGUCAAACGGAGCUUCGUACGCGCCUGGCGACAAAACUCGUGGAAAUUCGCGCGUUUAAAAUUUAAUUGGAUCUAACAUCGGGAGUAAAUAUUUGCACGCGUGUAUUGGAUUCGUCCGCGAUCACCACCUCGUGGGAUUCAAUGUGCACGCGCGUGGUGCGCGAGUAGCAGCGCGAAAUCGAGUCGUUUUCUUGAAUGGUAAAUUCAGGAAUUUCGGGAACGUCAACGUGCGACGGGCAACGGAUAAGCAUGUCGCGAAAAAGGUGAGGUGCGCGUAUGAAAAGCGACAUCGUGCCGUCGAUGAUACUCGGCUUGUAGGAGGAAACCAAUUUGGAUUGAGGCCAAGCCUGAGGAAAUCUCAUCCACGACCAUGGAGGAAGAAGAGAGUCUUGGCGAUACUACUGGCGACGAUGCUGGCGUUAAAGAACUUCAGGAACUUCGCGACAAAUAUGAGGGAAAACUGACAGCGUCUCUCUACACAGGAACACUCUUUGUCGCCGCCGUUGCUUCGUUGAUCGCUCUAGGAGCUCUUUGCUUCACCAACUAUCAUGAGUCCCAUGUGAUUCUACCCUUGUCGGCAUUGACAACUAUGCUCGUCAUCUCUUUGACAUUUUUAGUGGUCACGCAAUUACCUUCGACUAUGAUGUCCAAACGGUCCAGGAUUUUAAUAGGUUUAACAUCUUCCGCCAUACUCGGUUUAGGAAUUUUAAUAUUAAAAGGUGUUUUACCCUUGUUCGCCUGCAUCCUAUCAAUAAUCGCCAUUCUACCUAAAAUGAGGUGGCAAGUACCGCUCAUCAUCGGCUGCAUUCUAGCCCUCGCGCACGUUUCAAGAAGACUUAUUUUCGACGAUCUAACGAGCUAUUACAAUAUGAUUCAGAUUAUUGUGGAGAUCUUAUUUCUGCUGGCCGCUAUCCUCGCAGGCAUGUACUACAGAAUUUUAACAAUGAUGGCUCACCGCAAGACUUUUUCCGGCACGAAGACGGUGAUCGAAUCGCGUAUUAAACUUGAAUGCGAGAGGGAGCAACAGGAACAGUUAUUGCUCAGCGUUAUUCCAGCCUACAUUGCGGCUGAGGUAAAGAGAAGUAUAAUGUUGAAAAUGGCAGAUGCUUGUCAGGAGGCUAAUAAGCACAAGCAAACCACUUUCCAAGAGAUGUACGUACAACGACAUAAUAACGUAAGCAUUCUGUACGCGGACAUUGUCAACUUCACACCGCUUUCGGAACAGCUCUCGGCUUCCGAUCUUGUGAAGACGCUCAACGAGCUCUUUGGUAGAUUCGAUCAAAUAGCCCAGGACAAUCAGUGCAUGAGGAUCAAAAUUUUGGGUGACUGUUACUAUUGCGUGUCCGGACUACCUGUUUCCCGUCCAAAUCACGCUUACAACUGUGUAAACAUGGGGUUGCAAAUGAUUGAUGCUAUCAGGUUUGUCCGUGAGGCCACUGGCUUUAAUGUCGACAUGAGGAUAGGAAUUCACACAGGGAACGUGCUGUGCGGAGUACUCGGUCUGCGGAAAUGGCAAUUCGACGUGUGGAGCGAUGACGUGACCUUGGCCAAUCACAUGGAAAGCGGCGGUCUGCCAGGGAGAGUUCACAUAACAAAGGCUACCUUACUACAACUAAACGAUCGAUUUGAGGUUGAACCAGGCGAUGGAGGAUCUCGAGAAAGUUAUCUUGCUCAACACAAAAUAGAGACUUUUCUUAUCGUGCCACCUAAAAAAAAUCAAGAGAAAAAUGGUAUGGAAAACGGUGGAAACCGUAUACAGAGUUCUGGAGCGGUACCUUCCAGAUCAAGACCUAGUAGUAAAAUGACAAAAUACGUGGAAUGUUGGGGUGCUGAUAAGCCUUUCGCUAAUAUAGCGGAAGCAACAUUGGCGAAAAAUAUUGGCCUAACAAGUAUUGCAAUGAUCGAAUCGAAUCUAUUAACAAACAAUGCCAACUGCUUUGAUACACAACACUGGUGCGGCGGAAGUGAAGAAAUUUCACCUUUUACUUAUUGGUUCAAAGACAAGAAUCAAGAACAGCUGUAUCGAGAGCAAAGAGAUGAGCAAUAUCUUUGGUACGUUAUGGCCUCUAAUGUGGUUUACACCAUGAUGUUUUUCAUCCAAAUCAUCUAUCUACCAAGUAGCAUUGUAGUUUACGGCUGCUUUGCAGCUGGUUUAGCGUCCCUAAUAAUAUUUGCUGCAAUUUCUUGGUUCAAUGGAAAAACCGACUCGGAAAGUACUGAAGAAACAACGAAUCAAAUCGCACUUAGCCGUGGUAUCAGAGUAACUGUGUAUUUAAUAACAGCAGCAUUAGCCAUCGCAUCAGCAGUCAUUAGCCUGGUUGAAAUUGAUCAAUUUGUAGGAUACAAUAUUAUACCAGUGUAUAUAUAUUCUACAGUGAUAGCGUUAGUAGUGGGCUGGACGCACUUGAGGGUUGAUUUCUUGCUGAAGCUAAUCGUGAUGCUUCUAUCCAUUGCCAUAAUACUCGUGAUCUUUUCUCAAGCACCAAUAAUCCAAUUGUAUUACGAAGACCGUAACGCGAAGUUUUACGGUGUUCAUUAUCUGCUGCAAGUAGGAUAUUUACUGAUUCUAGUCAGUUUAAUUCUCCACAUCCUUGACAGACAAGUAGAAUAUACAUCCCGAAUGGACAGUUUAUGGAAGAGUAAGCUGAGAGUCGAGCAAGACGAGGUGGAGACUAUGAGAGGCAUCAACAAGAUUCUCUUAGAGAAUAUUCUUCCAGCGCAUGUGGCUGAUCACUUUUUAGCUACGAGAACUAUGCAGGAACUCUAUCACGAAAGGUACAGCAGCAUCGCUGUAAUGUUUGCGUCGAUUCCAAAUUACAAGGAAUUUUAUGAUGAAACCGAUAUAAACAAACAAGGUCUCGAGUGUCUGCGUCUACUUAAUGAGAUCAUUUGUGACUUUGACAAACUCUUACUCAAGCCAAAAUUUUCGGGAAUCGAGAAGAUAAAGACGAUAGGUAGUACCUAUAUGCUAGCGUCCGGUCUAAGCCCAGGAAAAGAGGACGGGGAUGGGAAAGAUCUAUUAAAACAACAAGAUCAUAAUGUGAUAGUACUCGUUGAAUUUGCUAUCGCGCUUAUGACAAUCCUGGAUCAGAUCAACAGGGAUUCUUUCCAGAGAUUUAAAUUGAGAAUAGGUCUAAAUCAUGGCCCCGUGAUAGCGGGCGUUGUAGGUGCCCAGAAGCCCCAAUAUGACAUUUGGGGAAAUACAGUGAAUGUGGCUUCCAGGAUGGAUAGUUGCGGUGAGAUGGGUAAGCUUCAAGUCACAGAGGACACUGCCAAGAUCCUCAUUGAUGCCGGUUAUGAACUUGUUUGUCGAGGACCGACGUACGUAAAGGGUAAGGGUACCCUCACCACGUACUUUGUCAAGACACCUUUCGAUGAUAAGGAGGACAAUUAUUAGCAAUGAAUCACGAAUUAUUAGAACGUUACAGAUAAUCAAAUUUUAUCUUGUGAUCGAGAAGGAUAGAUUUAUUCCAUUAUCGAUCUUUAUGAGUCUGCGUACCUUAUGGAAAAAUGAACCAUGUUGCAGGAAACAAAAGCUUUCGCUUAAAUCAUGUACAAAUGGAUAAAAAAGAUGUAUUGAAAACAAGUGUGAUUUCAAAACUUUAAUAAUCUAUUUCUCGGAUAACCCCAACAGAAAUUUAAUAUAUGGUGAAAGCAAAUACUGACUCGCGCUAUUGCCUAAACCUACUAAUUUAUUACGAUAGAUCGACAAAUUUGUCGAUUUAAUGCUGGCAGUAUUAAAUUGCAGUGAUUAAUUACUUAUUUUGAAUAUUAAAGACAAUAAUGUUUUUAAUACUCAAAGUAAGUAACUAUAGUAACUAACCAAUAUUAAUAUUGUUAGUAUGAAAUUUCUGCAAAGUAAUGUAAAAUAUUUGUGUGUGUGGAUAUUUACUUAUUUAAUUUGUAAAUAAGUUCUGUACUUCGCAAGAAAAAAUAACAUCAUAAAAGCUACGAUUUUUUUAAUUUGAAAUAAAAAACUUUGAUAGGCAUAUUUUACAAAUAAAAAAUUUCCCAACAGAUACACUUUGAUAAUACGCUAUAAUGUAGCAAUUUUGUCAGAAUUUUUCUUUAAGUAAUAUUUGGCAAAAAUAAGAUAGAUUUAAGAAUAAGAUGUACCAUUACAUUACAAUUAUUUAAAAAAUUAUUUGAUUAUUUAUUUAAAAUGUUGCUAUGCCAAAUGUUUUCAUGUAUAAUAUUUCUACAUUGUAAUUUAAGAAUAAUGCAUUUUUUUAAACAUUUUUAUACAUGGAUUAAUUAUAUUUCUAAAUGUUUUAUACAUAAUACAACUAAAAUAUGUAUUUUUUUAAUUAUUGAACAUAUUUAUUUUCAAAUUUAAUUUUGCAAAUAUACUACUAAGAUAAUUUACCACAUUGUUUUGUCAAAAUUUCAGAAUUAAACAUUAAUCAAUAUUUUACAGAAGGUCUUGCAUUUUCUUUUGUAAAUAUAUUUAUAUAAAUCUAAAUUAUAAUUUUUAUGUAAGAUUUCGUCGAUUUUAAUAAAUGUUGCUCCAUCAGGAUUGAUGUAUUUGCAAAGUAGUCAAUAUAAUAAUAAUUUUAUUUUUUACUACUUGUUAUAUAAUAAAUAAAAAUCGGCACUAUAAAAAUGCGAACAUUCAGGCUUACUAAUCUCUUAAUAUUAUAUUUGCAUAUUGCGAAAAAAAUGACAUAAAUAAUUAUUCUCUUUGAGUAAAAAUUUUUUGUAUCGAAGACAAGGUAAAUAAUAAAUUUUACGUACAUGUUUUUUAUAAGAUAUCCUAGAAUCAUUGCAGAGGAUCUUCAAUACCGAUUUGAUUUAGCUUUUGACUUGUGACAAGUAUUCAUAAGCUUUUAAGGGUUCCACGUGUAUUCUCUUCGAGAAUGUGCUAAGAAGCUUACGGAUUGUCUCCAUGUGUUGUCUCCAUUGUUAAUGCCAACGUUUCGUGAACAUUACAGUUCACUUCAUCAGGGCGAGAAGCAACUUGAUACUGAGUUGUUUCUCUGAGUAUUCAUAAGUAUUGUUACAUCGUACCUGUCCAAGUAGGUUAUCUGUUUGUAUACAUAUAGAUAUAUUCUUCAUAAUAUCUUGGCAGAUGCGUUGUGACACAAUUAUUAAGCUUUGAUAACUCAUAUUCAUGGAUUCUUAUGGAAAUGUAAAUAAUAAAUAGAAACAGUAGUUUCCCCUUGCUUUCUGUGUUUUAUAUCCUGCCGCCUAUUAUAAGAGUUGUCGAUGUUGUACUUCACGAACAUUACGAAUUUAAAAUCCGUUUAAAAUGAAAGAUCAAAUCUGAGAUCCAAUUAUUUCUGAUUCCAUUCUGUCAUCUCAUAUACAGGAUAUUCAUAAGAAAACCGAUAAAUAACAAACUUAUAGAACAGGGAAACGCAAUUAGAUUUUUUGGCAAUCCAAAUAUGAAAAUUGAAGCUAUAUACUGCGUACCAAAGUAACUAAUGUUAUAGACAAAAUAUAUGUGUGUGUAGUAUUCUAGAUUAUAUAUUGAAACAAUUCAACGCUACAUGUUAAUAAUUUAAUUUUUUUUUUUCUAUAAGUCAGGGAGGAUUAUUGACCAUCGCAAGCUGAAUUGGAAAUUCUAGCCCAUUACUGUACACGCAGACACACAGCACACACAACACACACACACACACACACACACACACACACACACACACACAUUUAUUAUAUACAAGGUGUUAUAAGAAAAAUAAACUUAAGACCAUUUUCCAUGUAACCUGUUUCACAAUUUGAUUUUUAUUAUUUGUAAUAAACAGGAAUCCUUUAAUUUUUUCUGAAAUUUAAUUACAUACAUUAAGGUCAAGAUUGGAGCGGUGUUCCCUAAUAUAAAGAAAUACUAAAAUUUCUUCUAAAUAUUUUUUUAAGCAACAUAUUAAUUAGUUUUAAUAUAUAAAUUCUUUUUGAUAAAAGUAAUUUAUGAUUAUCCUAGAAUGCAUUCUAGAAGUUUAUCAGUUUUAUCGCGAAACAUCUUAUACGCAUACAUACUUAUGUAUGAUUAAUUUUUUCGAGAGCUGCGAUAAAUAAAUUUUGAUAGAUAAUCUCUAUCAAAGAGAGACAGUGAGAGCUCUCUUCAACCACCCUGAUAUAUAUUCAAUGUACAAUAUUAUUUUAUAUGACCGCUAUUUAUUGUCUCUCUUUUUUUAGAAUUUGAAAAUAUUAUAUAUAGUGCUUUGAAUAAAAAUAAUAAAAUUUACAAUUACAUUGUCAUCUCAGAAGAUAAGACAUAAGUUCCAUUUUAUAAUGUUAGUUAUGUUAAUAAACGUUAAUUUUUGUUAAACAUAUU